UGCCAUCUGAGGGGAUGCGAUCCCAUUCCUACUAUAAAUAUGGUCUCCCAUCGCAAUAAGUUUUAUUGUCAUCCCAAAACAGUUCCUUACAACCAUUACUUAGCCAAAUAUCAUUCAGAAUGUCGACUCAGGUGGUCCAAAGCCGCGGAAUCUUUCAUGGGCUGCCUGUCUUCCCUGAAAACGUCAAGGGCCUCACAGCCGUCAUUACAGGCGCAAACGGCAUAUCGGGCCAGCAUAUGCUCCGCGUUUUAUUGCAGUCCCCAGAACGAUGGAUGAAGAUAAUCUGCAUUUCGCGCCGUCUCCCGUUCAUGAAGGACGGCGCGGUACCUGGAGUUGUAGAACAUAUCGCUCUUGAUUUCCUCGAUACGCCGCAGGCGAUUGCCAAUGUCUUGCGUGAACGCGGUGUCAAAGCGGACUAUGUUUUCUUCUUCUCUUACGUCCAAGUGGACCCAGAGCCUGGAGCUCCAAUUUGGUCAAAUGCACAAGAACUUUGUCGCGUAAACACGUUGCUUCUCUCAAACUUCCUCGAGUCACUCGCUCUUAACUCCAUUAAGCCGCGCCGCUUCAUGCUUCAAACAGGAGCAAAGCAUUACGGAGGACAAUUUGGUUCGAAUCUCGCUCCUCAGGAGGAGUCAGAUCCAAGAGUUCUACUGGAACCCAACUUCUACUACGACCAAGAAGACUGUCUAUGGGCUUACUGCAAAAAGCAUGAUAUAAAAUGGAACGUCAUUCGCCCCGCCUUUAUUCUAGGGGCUGUUCCUGACGCCGCCAUGAAUGUCUGCUUUCCUUUGGCGGUAUAUGCAAGUGUCCGCAGGCAUCUCGGUCAGCCGCUUGAUUUCCCAUAUGAUCUCACUGCUUGGGACAUGAGCGUCACCCAGAGCAGUGCAUUACUCAACAGCUAUCUUGAAGAAUGGGCUGUGCUUACAGACGGCGCUGCUAAUGAAGCAUUUAAUGCUAGUGACGACGGCAUUUUUACGUGGAGCAAGUUCUGGCCUUUGCUUGCCAGUUGGUACGGUCUGGACUAUAUUCGGCCAGAUGAUGAGGGUAAAUAUAAAGACCUCAUCUUGCCUCAUAACCCGCCUCCCCGAGGCUACGGUCCCCCAGGCAAGAUACGUUACAGAUUCAGUUUGACUGAGUGGGCCAAGCAACCUGAAGUCACCCAGGCUUGGAAGGAUAUUGCCCAACAGAAUGAUCUCUCCGUCAAAGAACUUCAUGACGUUGAUCGUAUCUUCGGCUUUACCGAUUUUGCUAUGAGUGUAUCUUGGCCUGGCGCAAGUCUCAGCAUGGCCAAAGCACGAAAGCUAGGGUGGCAUGGGUAUGUCGACUCAAACGAGUCUGUGCGUGAGGUGCUUUUAGACUUCGAGAAGCUAGGUAUGAUUCCGCACGCACCUGCCCUUGCGCAGAGCGGUGCCCCAGCCAAUACAGCAAGUUCAUUGACGGAGGGUUAUGCACCAGAAUGGCUCGAGCUUGAAAAAACACUAGGGACCCGUCCUCUUCUGACAGGCACUGUGGAAGAGAUGCAGGGACAGUUUGCAGCUCUUUCUGCGUUGCUCAGCGCUUCACAAACUCCCCCCGAUGACACUAUUGAAAGUAAAGAUGAAACCGCAGAUGGUAUACCUGUUCGCAUCUACAAGCCCAAAGACGCAGCUAGAACAAAGCUCCCUAUCGUGGUUUACUACCACGGGGGGGGGUUUGUGCUCGGAAAUCUUGACACCGAGGAUGCAUGGUGUCGAUAUCUUGCUAAGACCACCCCAUCCAUUGUUGUAUCUGUUGAUUACCGCCUGGGGCCCAAGUUCAAGAUGCCAGUAAUGCUCGAGGACAGUCUUACUGCAUUCAAAUGGGUAUAUGCCAAUGCUGAGACGCUUGGAGGUACUAAAUCCAGGAUCUUCACCGCUGGUACAUCCGCUGGCGGCGGUCUGGCUCUACUUGUCACAGAUGCUCUUAUCCAAGAGGGUAAAAACUCUCACGUUAAGGGAGUUAUAACCGCUGUCCCUAUAACUGCACACCCAUUAUCUAUACCGGAAGAAUACAAAUCUCAGUAUACAUCAUAUGAAAAGAAUGGUUCUGGUGUUCCUGUGGCCGACGCCUCAACAUUAAAUACGUUUUUUGAGGCAGCUGGCUGCAAAUAUGACGAUCCAAUGACUUUUGUGACGUUGUCACAAAACUUGUCACAAUUUCCUCCAACAUACAUCAGCACUUGUGGAAAAGAUCCGCUGAGAGACGACGGCAGAGUGCUAGAGGCUAUGCUGAAAAGAGAAGGUGUCAAGACCAAAUCAGACAACUAUAUUGGCCAACCGCAUUGCUUCUGGUUAUUCCCAAAUGUGAAUGGGGAGGAGUUUUUGGCUAAUGUAGUAAAGGGAGCUCAAUGGGUCGUGUUAAAUUCAGAGUAG
This is a messenger RNA of Pseudogymnoascus verrucosus, 2390 nucleotides long. RefSeq lists its product as uncharacterized. Lineage: Eukaryota; Fungi; Ascomycota; Leotiomycetes; Thelebolales; Thelebolaceae. Gene Ontology annotation, molecular function: hydrolase activity. The record is from RefSeq and is a predicted model, not a curated record. The coding region runs from base 120 to 2390 and encodes 756 amino acids. The transcript has 7 exons.